Molecule: messenger RNA, 966 nt
Organism: Heteronotia binoei (common prickly gecko)
Lineage: Eukaryota; Metazoa; Chordata; Lepidosauria; Squamata; Gekkonidae
Product: mas-related G-protein coupled receptor member H-like
Exons: 1
Coding region: 1-966 (321 amino acids)
Biological process (GO): G protein-coupled receptor signaling pathway
Cellular component (GO): membrane
Molecular function (GO): G protein-coupled receptor activity
Source: RefSeq, a predicted model, not a curated record
AUGACCAAUUCCAGCAAGACAUCCUCGUCCCCUGUGGAAGAUGGACCACAGUAUGGUGAUAUGUAUGAUAUGACCUGGACAUCAAGCAGCUCUAACGAUGACCAAGAUAAAGAUUUUGAUCUUUUUACUUUACUUGUCAUCUUCUCACCAAUUAUUUACAUUAUUGGACUUGUGGGGAAUGGAAUUGUCAUCUGUCUUCUUGGUUUCCACAUUAAAAGGAGCCCCUUCACUACAUACAUCCUGAACUUGGCUGUUGCUGACUUUGGAGUCCUUCUGUUUCUCAGCCUGAACUACAUUUCAUUACUAAUAAUAACCGAAGUGGAAAUAUAUAUUUUUCUAAUAUCUCUCUUGGUUGUGUCAUUCAUGCAUAAUACUAGUCAACUUCUAAUGACUGCCAUCAGCAUUGACAGGUGCGUGUCUGUCCUCUUCCCCUUCUGGCAUCGAUGCCACCGCCCUCCACACUUGUCCACCAUUGUGUGUGCGCUAAUGUGGAUUCUCUCCUUCCUGUCCACAGGAAGUCUAAUAAUUCUCAACAAUUUUGGAUAUUUAUGGAUAUAUUGGGUAUAUUUUUCUCCCUCUAUUGGAGUCGCUGCUCUUUGCCUCCCUCUUGUCACUCUCUCCACCAUGAUUCUGUUGUUCAAAGUCUUCUGUAAAUCACAGCAGCCUCGGAGAGGAAGGCUUCUAACCAUCAUCUUACUCACUCUCCUCUUCUUCCUAAUCUUUGCUUUCCCCCUGAAUGCUAUUUUGAUAAUCAAUUGUUUUACUUAUAUGGAAUAUUUUGAUCUAGUAUUUUAUGGCUUCUUCUGUGCCUGUCUGAACAGCUGUGUCAACCCAGUGAUCUAUUUCCUGGUUGGGAAGAAGAGGGGUCAACAAAGGCAGAACCUGAAGGUCAUCCUCCAAAGGGCGUUUGAGGAGAAGGAAGAGCAUAGAGAGGAAGGGGGCACCACAUCUCAGACAUCAGUGUGA